Molecule: messenger RNA, 1905 nt
Organism: Dermatophagoides pteronyssinus (European house dust mite)
Lineage: Eukaryota; Metazoa; Arthropoda; Arachnida; Sarcoptiformes; Pyroglyphidae
Product: PI-PLC X domain-containing protein 1-like
Biological process (GO): lipid metabolic process
Molecular function (GO): phosphoric diester hydrolase activity
Source: RefSeq, a predicted model, not a curated record
UGUUAUUGAUUGGGGAAAUGUUUUUUUUCCAUAAUAGUGACUUUCGCAUCAUUAGAUAUAGAUUUUUUUAAAUUUUUUAUCAUUUUUUGAAUUCAAUUUGAUUUAGAUUAAAAUUGUUUUUAAAUUAAUUAUCGUUUUUUUCUCAUUUUUGUUAACAUUCAAAUACCACAUCACUUUUUUUCCAAAAAAUUGAUUCGAAUUCAAUAUUGUGAUUUUGUUUUUGUUUUUGUUUUUUCGAUAGUUGAUUCGUUCUUCUUCGAAUAACCAUCAUUCAUUUCAUAAUGACAAAGAUUUUAUUCAUCAUUGCCAUUAUUAUUAUUGUUCAAAAUUUAUCUAGUCAUACAGUUUUUUCAUCCGAUCAAUCACCAUUUGAACGAUUAUUUAAUCGAUUCUCUGAUUUUCUUAAAGAUCUUAAAAAUCCAAAUAAUCAAUUUGAAAAUCAUUAUAAUGAUCGUUUACGAUAUUAUGAAUCACAAUUAUCACAUACACGUGUAUGGCUUACAGUAUCAUCGAUUGUAAAUGUAACUGGACAUAAUCCAAAUGAUCAUAAUGAUAAUGAUCUAUUGAUUCGUGCAUUAGAAUUACAUUGGCGACGACCAGAACCACCGCAACCAGGUGAUUAUAUUGCACUUUAUCGAAAAAAUGAUUCAAUACAAAUACGAACAUUUCCAUUGAUCGAUACGAAAACUAAUCAUACAUUUCCACGUUAUUAUAAAAUUGAUCUACCAUUUAUCUAUCAAAAUCUAACAAAUCUUAAUCAAACCAAUAAUAAUAAUAAUAAUAAUGAUAUUUAUGAUAAUUGUCUUGAAUAUAUUGUUGCCUAUAUAAAUCGACAAGGAAAUAUUGAAUCAAAAAAUUGUAUUCGAAUGCAAGCUCGAUGGAUGGAAGAAAUAUUUGAACGUAUAAAAGAUCAUCGAUUAUCUGAAUUAAUGAUACCGGGAACACAUGAUGCAAGUAGUUAUGAAAAAUAUUCCUAUGAUUUAUAUGAAAAAGAUGUUCUUAGUCGAUUUCAAUAUACCCAAGAUGAAAGUCUUUAUAAUCAACUUGCUUAUGGUAUUCGUUAUAUGGAUUGGCGUGUUGCUGUUUAUAAUCAAACAAAUCAUACUGAUAAUCAAACAUAUAAUUGGAUUGAAGAAUUUUGGAUGGUACAUGAUAUGCAACGUAAUCGUAUUACAUUGAAACAAGCAUUACGACAAGUAAUAAAAUUUUUAGAACGUACAACACAUGAAAUUAUUAUUAUUGAUUUUCAUCGUUUUGUACAUGGAUUUGAUGGUGAAAAAAAUCUACCAAUUAUGCGUCGAAGAUUACAAACAUUUAUUCAAAUGAUACAUGAACAGCUUGGUCCUUAUUUAAUACCAUAUAGUUCUAAAGGUUUGCCAACAAUUGGUAAUCUAAUUGCACGUAAUCAACGUAUAUUGAUUGGUUAUGCAUAUAAAUUUGAUGUUAGACAAUUACCGGAUUCGAUUAUGUUUUGGCCACCAGUACAACAUUUAUGGGCUGAUACGGAUAAAUUAUCGGAAUUAGAAUCAUAUAUACAGGAACAGAUUUGUAAACCAUCAAGAUCAUUUAAUAAUAUACAUUUAUUACGUUCAAUUAUGGCUGAAUUAACACCAACAGUUGAAGGUGUAUUAUUUAAUCGUUAUCAUGGUUUACGUGAAAUGGCCGCUUUAGUCAAUAUGAAUUAUGAACGAUGGUUUCGUUAUCGUUGGUCAAAUUGUACGAAUAUUGUUGCCGGUGAUUUUUUUCUUGGUUCCGAUCUUAUUGACAUAUCCAUCGAUGUUAAUCGUGAACGAUUUCAAUCAUCAAAAUAAUUUAAAAAAAAAAAUUCUUGUUUGCUUUUGAAUAUUUAUGUUUUGUAUUUUUGGAAAAAAUUUUAUAUUUGUUAUUCUUUUUUUAGAUGAAAAA